CCAUCCAAAAAGCCAGCAAUUUAACCAAUACAUUUACUUCCUCUUCACCUCCUCCUUAUCUAUUUAUAUAUCCCAAACUACACCUCACAUGUGAGCAACUGAACAUCAACCAGCCAUGGACUGGUUCUCCUGGCUAUCCAAGAGCGGCCUGGAGCCCUCCCUAAUCUACGAAUAUGGCGUCGCUUUUGCUCGCAAUGAGCUCCAACAAGAGGAUGUAAGUUACUUCAACCAUGAGUUUCUUCAGAGCAUGGGCAUUUCAGUGGCCAAACACAGGCUGGAGAUUCUCAAGCUCGCUAGGAAGGAGAAUAGAGUAGGCCCAGGAACGCUUUCCGGGCUCAUUCUGGCAAUCAACAAAACCAAGAAGUGCUUGAAUAAGUGUAUAAACAAGUUGGUUUUCCGGGACGACGUGUCGUUUAAGGCGGCGCCGGAGAUGAUACACUAUCGAGAGCAUUGGAGAGGAGGGUUGUUAAGGAGGCACAAGAGUGAGGAUGUCAAGGAAGAUGAUCAUAAGCCAGUACUAACAAAGAGGAGCAUAACGCUAUCAGGACCUCUGGAUGGAAGGGUGCAAGAGAAGGUUAUGGUCAAUACCAGAAGCUUGAAAUUAUCAGGGCCUUUGGAUGGGAGGCAGCAAGAGAGAAUCAUGUACACAGCUAGGAGCCCAAGAUUAUCAGGGCCUUUGGACAGAAGGGUGCAAGAGAGAAUGGGGUAUACUGCUAAGAACACAAGAUUGCCAGGGCCCAUAGAUGGAUGGGUCCCAGAGAGAUCAAUAAUUACAACCAAAAGUCCAAUGCUAUCUGGGCAUGUAACGGAGGGAAGAAUGCAGGAGAGGCUGAUGGUCAGGAGUCCUGGUCCUCCGGAUGGAAGGGUUUCAAGUCCAAUGGUUUCCAGCAAAUAUAACCAAGAAAAGGUUGAUGUUGAUUAUGAUGAUCAUUCACUGUGGGCUACAUUGUUUCAUGAUAUGAAACCCACUUGAAUUUUGUGCGUGUGUGUGUGUGUGUUUUUUUUUUAAUUGCAUCAGAGAGAUAUUAUUUGUAUGGCUUUGAAGGCUUGUUUGCCUGUAUGUGAUAUAUAUAUAUAUAUAUGGAGUGAAUAAUAUUGGGAUUUUUCA
Molecule: messenger RNA, 1108 nt
Organism: Carya illinoinensis
Lineage: Eukaryota; Viridiplantae; Streptophyta; Magnoliopsida; Fagales; Juglandaceae
Exons: 1
Coding region: 116-973 (285 amino acids)
Molecular function (GO): protein binding
Source: RefSeq, a predicted model, not a curated record